This is a messenger RNA of Phragmites australis (common reed), 3264 nucleotides long. RefSeq names its product soluble starch synthase 2-1, chloroplastic/amyloplastic-like. The transcript has 9 exons. NCBI's taxonomy places the organism in Eukaryota, Viridiplantae, Streptophyta, Magnoliopsida, Poales, Poaceae. Gene Ontology annotation, molecular function: alpha-1,4-glucan glucosyltransferase (UDP-glucose donor) activity. The coding region runs from base 238 to 2553 and encodes 771 amino acids. The record is from RefSeq and is a predicted model, not a curated record.
AGGAUCGACGCAGGCCACACGUUGGCGGCGGGCUCCCCUCGUAGCCAGCGACGCAGCAGAGCACACCUGCUCAGCACAACGGCAGAGAGAGAGAGGGAGAGGGAGAGGGAGAGAGAGAGAGGCGACCGCCUUCUCCUCCCACCUCACGCCCAAAACUUCGGAUCAGCAGCCGCCAGCCAGCAGUGACACUGCUCCAGUAGCGCUACCCACCUCACUAGCAGAAGGAAGCGGCCCCCAAUGGCGGCGGCCGCCCCCUCCCUCCUCGCCCCGCCCGCCGCGGCGCUGCGCCGCCCUCCUGCGGCAUCGGGCGGCGCCGCCUCCUCCUGCUGCGGCUGCUCCGCUCCGCGCGGGGGCCUCGUCCUGCACCCCUCGGCUCGCGCGCCCCGUCGCCCGGUGAAGUUCUGCGUGAAUGUUGGCUCUGGGUGGCCCGUGGUGCUCACGGGAUCGAUCAAACGGCGGUUUCAGAAGGGUUUAAGUGCCACGGGGAUGGGUGCCGAUGCUGCGGAUCAAGCUGGUGACGACGAUGACGUAGUCCGCAUUACCAAUGAGAACCUUCGUGCCACCAUCCGAAAAAGCAAACAAGUGCUGGCCGUGCACAGGAAUCUACUUGAGCAGAUAUCGGAAAAGAAGAAGCUCAUAUCAGUUAUAGCGGACAGUUCCAUUCAUAAUGAGCAAGAGUCGCUCAGCGGUCAGAGUGAUAGUUCCUUUUCACACCCAAGUGCAGUUCCAGAGGGCGAAGAGAUUGACUAUGAUGGCCGUCAGGCAUACCUUGAUAGGCACGCACAGCAAUCUGAAUUUGACACAACUUAUGAAGAAUCAAUCUAUGAUCAGAAUGAAUAUUAUGAAAGUUCAAAAGGUGAAGAUACUUGUUUCAGUGGAUCAUCUAGUGAGGUCAACUAUGAGCAUUAUCUGUAUGGCAGUUUUCCUAGAGCUGCUCCCAGUGCAUAUGAACCAGAAUCGGCUAAUGGUAUGAAGCAAGAUUAUGUGGCACAACUAAGUCAAGUAAGUGAAAAGAAGCAGUCAGUUAACGAGGGAUCGAGUGACAAUUCGUCUGCUUCGGGUGGCGUUGAUGUUAUGAAUGUCAUAUUGGUUGCAGCAGAGUGUGCUCCUUGGUCCAAAACAGGUGGACUUGGAGAUGUUGCUGGAGCUUUGCCCAAGGCUUUGGCCAGGAUAGGUCAUCGUGUCAUGGUGGUAGUUCCAAAAUAUGGUGAUUAUGCGGAACCACAAGAGAUAGGAGAGCCAAGGAAGUACCAAGUUGCAGGGCAGGAUAUGGAGGUAAAGUAUUACCAUGCAUACAUAGAUGAUGUGGAUUUUGUUUUCAUCGACAAUCCUAUAUUCCACCAUGUUGAGAGUGAAAUUUAUGGUGGAAACCGAACAGACAUCCUGAAACGAAUGGUUUUGUUGUGCAAAGCGGCUGUAGAGGUUCCAUGGUACGUUCCAUGUGGUGGCUUCUGCUAUGGUGAUGGAAAUCUUGUGUUCAUUGCAAAUGAUUGGCAUACUGCACUCCUGCCUGUUUAUUUGAAGGCAUACUACCGUGACCAUGGUUUUAUGACAUAUGCUCGUUCUGUUCUUGUGAUACACAAUAUAGCACAUCAGGGUCGUGGCCCAACAGAUGACUUCAGUUACCUGGAUUUGCCAAGUCAUUACAUGGAUCAUUUCAAACUUUAUGACCCAUUUGGAGGUGAUCAUUUAAACAUUUUUGCUGCUGGUAUUAAAGCCGCUGACCGCUUGCUUACUGUUAGUCAUGGUUAUGCAUGGGAACUCAAAACACCUGAAGGCGGUUGGGGCCUUCACAGUAUCAUUAAUGAUAGCAAUUGGAAAUUCCAGGGUAUUGUAAACGGUAUUGAUACAACUGAUUGGAAUCCUAGGCUCGAUGUCCACCUACAAUCUGAUGGAUACACCAACUAUUCUCUAGAAACCGUUCAAACAGGUAAAGCACAAUGUAAGGAAGCAUUGCAAAAAGAGCUUGGCCUCCCAGUUCGUCAUGAUGUUCCUGUCAUUGCUUUUAUUGGACGGUUAGACCAUCAGAAAGGUGUUGACCUGAUAGCAGAAGCAAUGCCAUGGAUUGCUGGCCAAGAUGUACAACUGAUUAUGUUGGGUACUGGAAGGCAAGACCUUGAAGAUACAUUGAGGCGGCUUGAAAGCCAGCAUUUUGACAGGGUUAGAGGCUGGGUCGGGUUUUCUGUCAGGUUGGCACAUCGUAUGACUGCAGGGGCUGAUAUAUUAUUGAUGCCAUCAAGGUUUGAGCCAUGUGGGCUGAACCAGCUAUAUGCCAUGAUGUAUGGGACUGUCCCGGUAGUUCAUGCAGUUGGCGGUCUCCGAGACACAGUCGAACAUUAUAAUCCCUAUGAGGAGGUUGGACUUGGUUGGACUUUUGAAAAGGCAGAGGCAAAUAGAAUGAUCGAUGCGCUAGGGCACUGCUUGAACACAUACAGAAAUUACAGGAGCAGUUGGGAGGGCAUCCAAAGGAGAGGGAUGAUGCAAGAUCUAAGUUGGGACAAUGCUGCUAAACUCUACCAGGAGGUUCUUGUUGCUGCCAAGUAUCAGUGGUGACUGUUGACCAGUCCAAGAAAUUGUUCACGGUUGUCAUUCACAGAGGAAGAAAGGCUUUCUUCUUUUAUCAGUCACUGACUACUUCAGAUCUCUCUGGUGCAUCAUGAAGCUGUCUGCUUGCCCCAUAUCCCAAACUUUUCAUUUUGGUGGAAACUGGACGACUGAAUGUUCUUGCCAGAUCCUAGAAAAAUCUGAGCUGCUUCCUAGACAAAUACAAUGGAAGGGAUUUUUCUUGGAAAGAGGUACAGAGGGCAGAGAGAAGAUUAAAGUGGUAGCAUCAUACAUUUUUGAAGUGGCUUCUAGUUCAUUUAUUCUACCGGGAUGAGCUCAGUUUGAUGCUUUAGUACAGGAGUAGCAGAUAGCAGAGAAAAUGCCGGUUCGUUUCUAGAAUGGUUUUGUUGUAUUUCAAAUUAGGAUACCAUCGUUUGGCUGUUCGAUUUUUCGUGCAUAUCCUUUAGAUGAUUAGCGUUUCCUGAAAUUGUCCGGAUGAGAUGAGAAAUUUCUGCAGCUUCCGGAGAAUAAAGUGAACAGAGUUGGAAAUCCUUGAACUUGCUACUGAAGUAGAGGACCUUUCUAGUUUCUGCUGCUCGGCGCGGUAGCAAGGUGUGAGCCACACUAGCUAGGCUCAUUCGUUUCGGGCAUGUUUGGUUUUCUUUCCCAUCCUUACCUAACAAGGUUAGUGAAUAAGAAAGUGUGUUUGGUUUCCUGGUC